Molecule: messenger RNA, 792 nt
Organism: Drosophila willistoni
Lineage: Eukaryota; Metazoa; Arthropoda; Insecta; Diptera; Drosophilidae
Exons: 2
Coding region: 1-792 (263 amino acids)
Source: RefSeq, a predicted model, not a curated record
AUGCCAGAAAUUUUAGUCGACCAAAAUAAAGUAUUGGAAUUCCUUCGAGAGCAGGUGGAGCCGCAAACUUCGUGGCAGAUUUAUCUUCACUUUCAAAUGCAGACCACGGAUCCGAUGAAGCAUGAAACGGUAGAAAAGCAGCAGGUGGAUGUCUUGAAGACCUCCACCCAGUCUGGUAUCAUACAGAAGAAGAAUGAUUAUUACUGCGCCAGCACUUAUGUGGAGGAUGUGAAAAGGAUCCUGAUGGAUGAUAAUAAAUGGUUCACUCCCAGUAAGAUUUCUUUGGGCACAGGCAGUGAAAUCUCUGUUGGAAGUCAGAUGAGCGUAAGCAGUGCAGUUUCCAUCAAGGAAGCAGACAGCAGUGUUAACAGUGUGGUGUCCACUUCAAGCCUUUGCCUGGUGGUACUAAGAGCCGAAUCAGCUUCUACUCCGGCUUCGUCUUCGCCGUCAACCUCACCGUCGACCUCACCUUCGACUUCACCCUCGACUUCACCGUCGUCAACCUCACCAGCAGCAUCAACACCGUCGACGACAGCCACCACCGAAGCAUCAACAACUGCCACAACUGAAGCCACUACAGCCGCUGCCACAACCACUGCGGCCAGCGCCACCACCACCACGGAGGCUAGCUCAAGUGCAAGCUCAAGCUCGAGUAAGAAGAAGCAUAUAAAGCAUUUUAGAAGGGUCGAGAAGAAGAAUAAGAACAAGAAGAAUAAGAACAAGAACCGGAACAAGAAUAAGAAUAAGAACAAGAAGAAGAAGAAGACGGUAACCCGUCAUCGUAAGGGAUAA